Molecule: messenger RNA, 873 nt
Organism: Loxodonta africana (African savanna elephant)
Lineage: Eukaryota; Metazoa; Chordata; Mammalia; Proboscidea; Elephantidae
Gene: DNAJC5G
Product: DnaJ heat shock protein family (Hsp40) member C5 gamma
Source: RefSeq, a predicted model, not a curated record
UAGCCUCUCAAGGAGGUACGGUGUCUGGAGGUCUGUGUAGCUGAAGGACACUGAGAAAUGUGAGGGGAGGAUGUUUCCUCUUUAAAAUUUGCAUUUGGGUGCCUUUUCUGGGCAACUGCACGCUCCUGCUAGUCACAGAUCCCACUCACUGUUGCCUUAUACUUGCCCCACUGUAAUCAGUUACAUGCCUAACCCAUGAAGACGAAUUCCCUGUCACUGAAAGCUCACUUCUUCACAGCUUCACCUGUGAAAGUUACCACAAAUACUUCUGCUCUGGCCCAGAUUAUGGCUCAUAUGGAUGAAGCAGCCCGCCAGUUGUCUAGAAGUGGAAAAAGCCUCUAUGCAGUGCUGGAGCUUAAGAAGGGUGCCUCGCCUGAUGAAGUAAAAAAAUCCUACAGCCAUCCCCCAUCCCCUCUCCACCCUCCUUAUGGGUAUUGCCUGGGUAGGAAACUGGCUUUGAAGUAUCAUCCAGACAAGAAUCCAGGAGAUCCUCAAGCAGCAGAAAUAUUCAAAGAGAUCAACACAGCCCACGCCAUACUGAGUGACCCUAAGAAGCGGAAAAUCUACGACCGACAUGGCUCAUUGGGAAUAUAUAUAUAUGAUCACUUUGGCGAAGAAGGCGUCAGAUACUAUUUUAUAGCGAAUAGUUGCUGGUUCAAGACACUUGUCCUCCUAUGUUGUCUGCUCACUUGUUGCUGUUUCUGUUGCUGCUGUUGCUUUUGCUGCGGAGCACUUAAGCCACCACCUGAGGAGGCAGCUAAGAGAAACAAUCAACAAAACGUCCGGAAUCAGCCUUCGAGAUCAGGUGCUGACCCAAUGAGGGUGCCUUUUGCUGCCCAGUCCACUGGACAUGUUGAAGAGAAGAGCAAGUAG